AUGGAAUCAAUUCCAGCCCACGGGUAUAGUAAUUUGGCUGAAAGCAUGCCUAAAAGAGUUCGAUUGAGUACUGACGAGGCCAUCAGUGGCUUAACUUCGGAGAUCGGACGGGUUCCGGUGCUUUUCACUGUGUAUGGCCGUAGUUAA
Molecule: messenger RNA, 147 nt
Organism: Ambispora leptoticha
Lineage: Eukaryota; Fungi; Glomeromycota; Glomeromycetes; Archaeosporales; Ambisporaceae
Source: the annotation of a GenBank genome assembly